GUUUCAUGACUGGAGAGGUCUAGAGCUGGGCUCCUGCCUGGGAGAGGAGGGGCUGCGAGCCGGGAGCCCCGGGGCCCGGUGGAAGGGACCGACAGGCAGUGACAGAAUCCCAGAAUCAAGGAGCAAGGCAGGGCCAGCCUUGCCCAGGUCUCCUCCCCCAGGCCUCGUCUCCUCACAGGACGCCCCCUCCCCGCUCUUCCUGCCGGGUUUCCUCUGGCCUUUUCCUGUCCCCCACCCAGUGCAGGGAGCUGGGGCAGAGGCAAAGGCUACAAGAGCGGAGGGAGCGGGGACUAACUCGGGCCGACGGAGCCAGGGCCUCCGGGUGCUGCUGGACCCGAAGCAGGGGCCAUGCUAUCUGGUGAACGGAAGGAGGGCGGAAGCCCCCGCUUCGGGAAGCUGCAUCUCCCGGUGGGCCUGUGGAUCAAUUCCCCCAGGAAGCAGCUCGCCAAGCUGGGGCGGCGCUGGCCCAGCGCUGCCUCUGUCAAAUCCUCAUCCUCCGACACGGGGAGUCGCAGCAGCGAGCCGAUGGCCCCGCCGCCACCACACGUGGAGCUGCGGCGCGUGGGCGCCGUGAAGGCGGCGGGGGGCGCCUCGGGCAGCCGCGCCAAGCGCAUCUCCCAGCUUUUCCGGGGCUCGGGCACCGGGGCCUCGGGGGCCGGCGGCGCGGGGGUCCCGGGGACUCCGGGAGCGGCGCAGCGCUGGGCCAGCGAGAAGAAGCUGCCCGAGCUGGCGGCGGGCGUCGCCCCCGAGCCCCCGCUGGCCACCCGCCCCACGGCGCCCCCGGGGGUCCUCAAGAUCUUCGGCGCGGGGCUGGCGUCGGGGACCAACUACAAGAGCGUGCUGGCCACCGCGCGCUCCACGGCACGCGAGCUCGUGGCCGAGGCUCUGGAGCGCUACGGGCUGGCCGGCAGCGCCGGCGGCGGCCCGGGCGAGAGCAGCUGCGUGGACGCCUUCGCGCUGUGCGGGCGCUUCGAGCUGCGCGGCCGCGAGGAGGCGCUGCGCCUGGAACAGGAGGCCUUCGGGGCGGCGGACGGCAAAGGCACGGGCGCCCCCUCCUGGCGGCCUCAGAAAAGCCGCUCCCGGGCCGCAUCUGGAGGGGCGGCGCUGGCCAGUCCUGGUCCAGGGUCGGGAUCAGGAGCACCGGCUGGGUCCGGGGGCAAGGAGCGCUCGGAAAACUUGUCCCUGCGGCGCAGCGUAUCGGAGCUUAACCUGCAGGGUCGGCGUCGGCGGCAGCAGGAACGCAGGCAGCAGGCGCUUAGCAUGGCCCCUGGGGCAGCUGAUGCCCAAAUGGGACCUGGAGACCCCGGAGAUCUCGAUCAGCUAUCUCAGUGCCUCAUCCAGGCCCCUAGCAACCAUCCCUACUUCCUGCUGCUCCAGGGCUACCAGGACGCUCAGGACUUCGUGGUGUACGUGAUGACGCGGGAGCAGCACGUGUUCGGCCGGGGCAGGACCCCGUCGUCCUGCAGCGGGUCCCCUGCCCCAUACGUGGACACCUUCCUCAACGCCCCUGACAUCCUGCCGUGUCACUGCACAGUGCGCGCGGGCCCUGAGCCCCCAGCCGUGGUGCGCCCAUCCAGGGGCGCCCCAGUUACGCACAACGGGUGCCUCUUGCUGCGGGAGGCCGAGCUGCACCCCGGCGACCUGCUGGGGCUGGGCGAGCACUUCCUGUUCAUGUACAAGGACCCGCGCGCCGGGGGCUCCGGGCCGGUUCGGCCCCCGUGGCUGCCCGCGCGGCCCGGGGCCACGCCUCCCCCGGGGCCCUGCCACCGCUCGGGCCCGCCACGCUGCUCGCGCUGUGCGUGCAGCAUUCCGCCCGCGAGCUGGAGCUGGGCCACCUGCCGCGAAUGCUGGGCCGCCUGGCCCGGCUCAUCAAGGAGGUCGUCUGGGAAAAGAUUAAGGAAAUUGGAGACCGUCAGCCAGAGAACCACACGGAAGGAGUCCCUGAGGUGCCCCUGACUCCUGAGGCUGUGUCUGUGGAGCUGCGGCCACUCAUGCUGUGGAUGGCCAACACCACAGAGCUGUUGAGCUUUGUGCAGGAGAAGGUGCUGGAAAUGGAGAAGGAAGCUGACCAGGAUGGCUUGUCAUCAGACCCACAGCUCUGCAAUGACCUGGAAUUAUGUGACGAGGCUAUGGCCCUCCUGGAUGAGGUCAUCAUGUGUACCUUCCAGCAGUCUGUUUACUACCUCACCAAGACUCUUUAUUCAACAUUGCCUGCUCUCCUGGACAGCAACCCCUUCACAGCUGGGGCGGAGCUCCCAGGCCCUGGCUCGGAGCUGGGGGCCAUGCCCCCAGGCUUGAAGCCCACCCUGGGCGUGUUCCAGGCAGCCCUGGAACUGACCAGUCAGUGUGAACUGCAUCCGGACCUCGUGUCUCAGACUUUCGGCUACUUGUUCUUCUUCUCCAAUGCAUCCCUUCUCAAUUCACUGAUGGAACGAGGUCAAAGCCGACCUUUCUACCAGUGGUCCCGAGCUGUCCAGAUCCGCACCAACCUGGACCUUGUCUUGGACUGGUUGCAGGGGGCUGGGCUGGCCGACAUUGCUACUGAGUUCUUCCGGAAACUCUCCAUUGCUGUGAACCUGCUCUGCGUACCCCGCACCUCUCUGCUCAAGGCCUCCUGGAGCAGCCUGCGAACUGACUACCCUACCCUGACCCCAGCUCAGCUCCACCAUCUGCUCAGCCACUACCAGCUGGGUCCUGGCCUCAGGCCACCACCUGCCUGGGACCCUCCCCCAGCAGAGCGAGAUGUGGUGGCCACAGGGGACAUCUUCGAAAGCUUCUCCUCGCACCCUCCCCUCAUCCUGCCCCUGGGCAGCCCGCGCCUGCGCCUCACAGGUCCGGUGACGGACGACGCGCUGCACUGUGAGCUGCGUAGGCUCCGUCACCUCCUCUGGGAUCUUGAGCAGCAGGAGCUUCCGGCCAAUCACCGCCACGGACCUCCCGUGUCCACGCCUCCCUAAAAACCAAUAGCAAGCGGGCGCGCGAACCUUGAAAAUUCCUCGGUUCCAAUUCACUGGAGAGUUGAGCUUUCUGGGAAUUGUAGUUCUUGCCCCGUGCGGGAACUAGGAGGCUGUUUUCGGGUAGUAAAGAAUGGGACUAUGGGAAAGAUGGGCUUGGGAUGUGAGUGCCAAGGGACAAUAAAAGUAUUUGUGGUAUUGUCAA
Messenger RNA from Chinchilla lanigera (long-tailed chinchilla), 3159 nucleotides. RefSeq names its product Ras interacting protein 1 (gene Rasip1). Gene Ontology annotation, molecular function: GTPase binding. Gene Ontology annotation, cellular component: cell-cell junction. The record is from RefSeq and is a predicted model, not a curated record. Gene Ontology annotation, biological process: negative regulation of Rho protein signal transduction; signal transduction; regulation of GTPase activity. NCBI's taxonomy places the organism in Eukaryota, Metazoa, Chordata, Mammalia, Rodentia, Chinchillidae.